Leptosia nina is the source of this 1278-nucleotide messenger RNA. The record is from the annotation of a GenBank genome assembly. NCBI's taxonomy places the organism in Eukaryota, Metazoa, Arthropoda, Insecta, Lepidoptera, Pieridae.
AUGUCAUCGAAAAACAAUAUUGAAAAGUGGUUGCUAACAGAUUGGAGUACGAGUCGCAGCAACACUUCUGGAUCUAAAUUCAAUGGAGAUAUGAAGAAUCUAGCUAUUACUGCUGAUCGGAACGAAAGCGGCAAAGAAUCGGAAAGGAAGGAUUAUGCACACGCGCGAAGAUCAGCAGCAAGUACCGGUAACAAUGAUUCUGGCGCUGGGGGUAGUUUACCUAAUGAAGAGCAAGAUUUUUCACCAAGCGCUUCAUCUUGGGAGCCCACCGACGAAAGUUCUUCAGAUGAAUCUAAUGAUGAGGUAGAAAAUAAGAACAAAAACAAUGGGAUGCAACAAUACCUCCGGCAAUUACUCGUAAAAAAGCGGCACAGUAAAAAAGAGUUAACACCGGUGCACAGACCUAACGCCGUAGUUAAGGUUUUACAAGAACGACAAAUGAAUAACAAUCACAACAAAAGUAAACCUCGCAAACGAAAGUACAGAGAAACAGUGACGCAGGCAUCGAAGAAAUUUUUCCCAGAUUCUACGAGAAAAAAUAUGCCCCCACCAAGUAUUAAAGUGAAAAAUGAGAACGAGACGGUCGAGGUAAAGUUAAAAGAUAUAAUUGAAAUCAAUACAACGUUCCAAGAAUUGUUUAGAAUACUGAGGGAGCUGCAGCCAAAGAAGCAAUCUGUUAAGAGGAUCUUUUACGGCAAAUACGUUGAAGAGAAGGAAAAAAGUAUUGACGAUCCACCGCUGAGCCCGAGGAGCGAGGAAUCUAAUCGAUCAGAUGAUAACGUAUUAAUCACGAAUAAAUAUAAAACAGUGCAAACGAUUAACAAUGAGAAAAAGGCAAAAGAUAAAGCUCAACAAGAAUGGGUACCCAUCGGAAGCGGCAAAACCCUGAUUCACAAGGAUAAAUAUAGGAAAGUUAAUUGGAAGUCUUACACCAUCGCAACAAGGACUCUACUACUAGCAUCGUUUCCGAGACGGAUUCUAGCAACACAUUCAUUAACCGGAAAGCGAUCACCCGCCUUCCAAAAUAAACCUGCGAAGAUGUGCUUGGAUCCGAAAAUCGUUUCCGAUGUUAUUAUUGAAAUAACAUCGCGAUUUAACGUGAAAGAAAAUUUAGUCAGGAGCAUUAUUACGACGAAAUGUGCCGAUGAAGCGAAAAUGCUUAAAAUGAGAAUUGAAAGUAGAAAGAAGAAUACCAAGAAUACACGUCAGCCGUCUAGUGACAGUGAAAAUGUUUCCCUGAAAAGUUUAAAAAAGGAAUUGAGAGCAGAAAACAAAUGA